CCCUCCGCAGCGGAUUGCAACGGCCUUGCAACAUGAUUGGUCUUCGCGCAGUUGUGCUGGCGGUGGCGAUGGUGCACGUCGCGUCUGCCGGCGGAAGCUACGGCGGCGGGUUCGGCGGAGGCUUCGGAGGAGGAUCGUUCGCUCGCCCUUCUGUCGGAUUCGCUCGCCCUUCUGUGGGCUUCGGAGGAGGAUCGUUCGCGCGCCCUUCCGUUGGUUUCGGAGGAGGAUCGUUCGCGCGCCCUUCCGUCGGUUUCGGAGGAGGAUCGUUCGCGCGCCCUUCCGUUGGCUUCUCUCGUCCUUCCGUUGGAUUCAGCAGCGCCUCCUUCGCGCGUCCUUCCGUGGGCUUCGGCGGGAGCUCCUUCGGGGGUUCUGGUGGACUGGGACUCGGCGGCGCCUCCUUCGGACGCCCUUACUCGUACGGACGGUAGGCGGCCAGCGGCAGGGGAGGGGCGCACUGGAGAACCUGCACUCCCAACUUUUCCUAAAGGUAUAGAUUCACGCCGUAUGGCAUUUAAUAAAGGACACCAUAUAUA
Messenger RNA from Penaeus chinensis, 533 nucleotides. Its product is annotated as keratin, type II cytoskeletal 68 kDa, component IB-like. Lineage: Eukaryota; Metazoa; Arthropoda; Malacostraca; Decapoda; Penaeidae. Bases 33 to 428 code for a protein of 131 amino acids. The record is from RefSeq and is a predicted model, not a curated record. The transcript is spliced from 2 exons.